This is a messenger RNA of Biomphalaria glabrata, 2864 nucleotides long. RefSeq names its product methionine--tRNA ligase, mitochondrial-like. The record is from RefSeq and is a predicted model, not a curated record. The transcript has 13 exons. NCBI's taxonomy places the organism in Eukaryota, Metazoa, Mollusca, Gastropoda, Planorbidae. Gene Ontology annotation, biological process: methionyl-tRNA aminoacylation. Gene Ontology annotation, molecular function: ATP binding; methionine-tRNA ligase activity. The coding region runs from base 36 to 1730 and encodes 564 amino acids.
UUCUUGUGAAUCCAUUUUAGUUAUAAGCUAGGAAAAUGAUCUUCAAAGACUUGCUUGUUCCAAAGUAUUUUUGCCAGUUAUUCAGUCAGCACUGUCUUGGAGCUGUAUCUGUCAAGUGCUGUAGCUGUGCCCAUAGGCAGCAGAAGGCUCACGUACACACAUUAAAACCGCAAACUUGUUUUAUCACCACACCUAUAUAUUAUGUAAACGCAGCGCCACAUAUAGGUCACCUUUACUGCAGCCUCCUCGCAGAUGUUCUGUCCAGGUGGAAUAAUUUCAAGGGCAUACAGACCUUUGUCUCUACAGGUACAGAUGAACACGGCUUGAAGAUUCAACAGGCUGCUGCAGCUAAACAAAUGGACCCUUUGUCUUUCAGUAAUCUGGUUUCCUCCUCAUUUAAGUCACUUUUCGAUGCUUCUGGCAUAAGAUACUCCAGAUUUAUCAGGACCACUGAACCAGACCAUCAUGCAGCUGUUUCUGCUUUUUGGAACAGACUUCACGAAAAGGGACACAUUUACAAGGGAAGCUACUCUGGUUGGUACUCUGUGUCUGACGAAGCUUUUCUCACAGAUGCGGAUGUUGAAGAGAAAACCUUAUCAGAUGGCAGCGUUGUCAAGAUUUCUAAGGCCAGUGGACAUGUGGUGACGUGGACAGAGGAACAGAAUUACUUAUUCAAACUGACAGACUUGCAGGCUGAUCUCAUCCAUUGGCUGAACACGUCAAAACCCAUUUUUCCACAGCGCUUUGAGCCAGCUGUGCGAAACAUGCUUCAACACUUGCCUGACCUGUCCUUGACACGAGACAGAUCCAGGUUGCCAUGGGGGAUACCAGUCCCUGGUGAUGACACCCAGACAAUCUAUGUCUGGCUGGAUGCCUUGGUCAAUUACUUGACUGUCACAGGUUACCCAAAUUCGGAGUGUAGCCAAUGGCCACCAACAUAUCAAAUCAUUGGAAAAGAUAUUCUUAAAUUUCAUGCAGUCUAUUGGCCAGCAUUUUUGAUAGCAGCGGGGCUUGAGCCUCCUCCCAAACUUGUUGUCCACUCUCAUUGGCUAGUGGACAAUGUCAAGAUGUCCAAAAGUCUGGGGAAUGUAGUGGAUCCAGUCGACAGACUGAACAAAUACGGAGUGGAUGGAUUGAGAUAUUUUCUUCUAAAGGAAGGAACUCUGGACUCUGAUUGUACUUACAGUGACCACAGGAUAGCCGAGAGAAUUAACACAGACCUGGCCAACACAAUGGGCAAUCUUUUGGGACGUCUAACAGCGCCUUCGGUGAACAAAAAGCAAGAGUUUGUCGCCCUAAAUCAGGAUGACCUUUAUGAAUUUCUGUCGGCUGAAGAGCGAGAGAAAUACAAUGAAAUUUAUAAUCUGCCAGACAAAGUAGAUCAGCUGUUUGCAGAGUUUCACUUCAACAAAGGCAUUGACCUCAUCAUGGGCCACCUCCAUUGGGCCAACAGCCUUGUUCAGUCCCACGCCCCCUGGGUGCUGAGUAAGUCUGACAAGCCCCAGGAUGUUGCCCAACUAAACAUGAUACUCCACGUCGCCAUGGAGACUCUCAGAGUCUGUGGCCUGCUGAUGCAGCCAGUGAUGCCAGAGCUGUCUGACAGACUUCUGACAAGACUCGGUGUGCCUGGGAAUGAACGACUUUUUUCACAUGCCAAAACACCUGCUUUGGGUGGCUACAGUAACUUGGGACAAAAAAUCAUCCUACAGAAAAAGAUAGAUUCAGUAUAGACAACUUAAAGAGACUCAAUAUGAGUGACAUUGUUGCUUAGUAUGUGGCCCAAUGAUUCACUACCAUCUGACCUGUGAGGAAAAACUGUUAUCAUGUCACUAAACAGUUUUCCAAAGAUAAAACUUGCGGAGGGCAGCCUGCUGCUGUGAUACAUCGUGCAUAUAAAAAUGGUUUGUCUGCUCUCGGAAGAUUAAGGACUGUGAUCCGAGAUGUACUUCUGUUAUACAAAGAGACUGUUUCUGUCGCAGGCAUCACUUAAUAGUGAAAUGUAUUCUUACAGUGUUAGUGUACUGCGAUCCAGUUCCUAAAGAUCACACACUUUGAACUAAUAUAAGUGGGAAGUUGUUUUUUUUUCCUUACACAUUAAAGUAUAUUAGUUCUCUAACUGUAGUUAUAAUAGAAAUUUUUAGAAGUUUUUCUGAUUUAUUUUAUACAGAUACCAUUUUCUUGAAGUCCUAUGAAUUACAUUUACAAACUUAACUAUUUAGUGAUAUGAGAUGCUACGGACUCAUUUUAGAGAAUCCUAAUCCUCCUUUGCUCAGUUAUCACCUGGUGACCCCCCCCCCCCUUCCCUUAUGUUCACCAAGAUCAACCAAAAUUAUGAUUUGAAAAAUAGCCACAUUUAUCCAUGAUACAUUGGGAUUGUAUUGGAGGCAUUUAAAGAACUACUCUACAGCAUAGUGUUGAUCCAGUAUGUGUCUUGAGGAUCUGAUCAUGAUGAUAUUAUCUAAGCAGUCUUUGUUAAAAGUUAAAGUUUAGAAAAAAAAAAUAUUUACAAUUGCUGUUGUCUUUCUCCUGUCUUAAAGUCAUUUGCAGACAAGUCUUUAUAUUCAUUUCUGCUAUUUUUUAGUCUGUCCUUUAGUGUCCUUAUUUCUUUUAUCUGUUUAUUUUUUUUUUUUAAAUCUCUUUUUCUCAUAUAUUUCUUUAGGCUCCAUUAAAUGACUUUCAUAUUUCUUCCAAUUUAUUUUCUUUCUCUCUCUCUCUACAUUUUAUUGCUUAAAGAACGUGAACAAGAAUUUAAGUAAUUUUUAAUAGAAUCAAGGUUUGUGCAUAAAUGUGUUUGAAUUUUGUAUUUAAAAAAAAAAGCCUUUUAAAUAUGAACCAAGGUGAGUAUAGUUACUUGGUAACUAAAA